Parascedosporium putredinis is the source of this 1368-nucleotide messenger RNA. NCBI's taxonomy places the organism in Eukaryota, Fungi, Ascomycota, Sordariomycetes, Microascales, Microascaceae. The record is from the annotation of a GenBank genome assembly.
AUGGCUUGGUGGCAUUUCGAAAUCAACCUUGAGCCAACCAAGGCGGAAAAGGUUGCCCGUCGCGCCGUUCUAGACCGGUACGGACGCUAUGCCUUUGCAUCCGCCUUCGUACCCAUCCUGCUGGUCCUGCUUUACCGACUAGCAAAGCGAGCGCUUGCUCUCUGGCAACGGGAGCAGGCUUACGACGCCGCUCCCCAGUGGCGAUCUGACUACGACGCCGGUGACACGAGGCGAAAGGCUCUAGCUCAAGCCAUGGUAGGUUCCCUUGAACAGCUAAUCCGUAUGCCCGGACUUGCCUUCCUAACCCGCGCGGUAGAUUUCCUUCACUUGACGAAGCGGUUUGGCAUUAUUGGCGUUUCUCAGCUGCCCAUACAGCAUCUCCUCUCCCUAAAGACCAUCAAUCCUUACGCGGCGGCGUUCCGCACCUCACAUGAAGAUCUCAACCGUUUUCACCGAGUCCUGGGGCGUCUCAUUUUCAUCCUUCUCUGGCUACACCUCUUUGAUGUCUUUGCCGGUCUCUCCGCCUUUACUCUGUACCACGUACUCUAUGGUACUUCCCUCACCGUCGUCCGCCAAUGGUCGUACCGGCUCUUCUUCAUCACCCACCUGUUCGUUGUCUUUGUCACCCCCGGCAUGAUUUUCAUCCAUGCGACCCCCACACGGCCCUACAUCCUCUCCUCCAUCGUAUUCUUCGUCGUCGAUCUGGCCGUCAGGAGGUUCGCCACCUCUCUAUCUUCGGCGACGGUCGAGAUCAUCCAAGGUACAAACCUCGUCAAGAUCUCCGCUACCCUCCCGGAACGCAAGCUCAAACAGCUCGGGGAGAGGCCGGGAUCGCACCUCGUGCUCGUUGCGAGACUUAGGCAGGGCCCCUUGACGCGUAGACUCCUCGAACUCGGCCGUGGAGCCCAUGGCGAAACCCUAGCUAGCCGGAUUCCGCUAUCCAUCGAAGGGCCCUACGGCACCAUUGCCAAGAAGUUUCCCAAUCUCGCCUCUGGGGAUGUGGACAAGGUUCUCCUCGUGGCCGGCGGCGUCGGUGCCACCUUUGCCAUCCCCAUCUACAAGGCUCUCAAGGCCGCCGAUGCCUCGAUCAACGUCGAGCUUGUUUGGGCCGUUCGCAGCGCAUCCGAGGUGUCUUGGGCACUUGCCGGCUCCUCUAACCCUUCCGAAACCGUAUCCUCGUCCCGCCUUCUCGACGAUCCCUCGAGGCCGAACCUCAAACAAUUUGUUGACGAGGCCUUCAAGGGUGGGAACGAGGAUCAGAGGGUUGCCGUGCUGGUCUGCGGCCCGGAGGAGAUGGGGCUGAGGUCCGGCCCCGGCAAAAGCUGGCUGUACUUGGAGUAUUUGGAUAGAGAAUCUAGCCAUGCAUGA